AUGGAUUAUCAACAAUAUAGUAUACAAUCAUUAAUAAGGAAUGCUUACACAUUAGGCAAUCAAGCUAUUAAAUAUUUAACGCCAUCAUUCGAUACUUGCUCACCUACAUCACCAUCAACACCAAUAAUGUCCACAACAACAUCUACAACCUCAUACCAAAUACAACAACAACAAACAACAAGAAGACUAUAUACCUACGACAAAGAAAUGAUGAUCAAUGGUCAACAACAACAACAACAGGUAUUGGAUGGAAAUGUAGGAGGAAGUUGGAGAAGUAGUGUUGAUCACUGUCCUGCCAUUGAUGGACAACAUCAACAACAACAGAUGUCGAUGUGCGCCAAUGACUCACAACAAUAUAUGUCCGCCGCCGGAUCUUCUUCCUACCAACCAUACCCAUCACCUCCAUCCUCCGCCUUUGUCACUCCAUCUUACGACGACCCAACUGAUACCGACCAUCUUGCUUCACAACCACUGGACACACAAGACUUUGCCGCAAUUCCUUUGUUCAAUGUCGAUGUCGACAACAUCCAAGAGGACUCAUUCUCAAUGUCGGCCGGCAGCCUCGACGACAUUGACAUGUACUUUCACCAGGACAAUCAAUUCAUUGUCAUCCCAUCCGAUAUCGACUUCUACGUCCACAGAGUGAUGUCAUGGCUCUCCACCUAUGACAAUGCUCACUUUGUACAAAGUGACCAACACGACACCAUGGAACAAAUCAAGAUUGCAUUGAGCACUGCCAAGAACAUACUGGAAUCCUACGAGACACCUAUGACAUUCUUCCCAUUAGUAGUUUACUAUGCUGACAAGUUUGUCAAGCGUUGUGGAAUUAAUCACAAUCAAUUCUUCAAUCUAUUAUUCAUCAGUGCGGUGAUAUGUGUCAAGUUCUGGGGAGAAUCGAUCAGAGUUGACUAUUCAUACCUGGCCAAAUGUUUCAGUUGUUCAAAGAAGGACCUUUGUCUUGUGGAACGAUUGUUCCUGAGAGGAAUCAAUUAUGAACUCUACACAUUGAUGCCAACCGUCAAGGAAUUCCUGGACGACAUUGAGAAGGAAAGAAUGGCCCUCAGCAGA
Molecule: messenger RNA, 1068 nt
Organism: Acytostelium subglobosum LB1
Lineage: Eukaryota; Evosea; Eumycetozoa; Acytosteliales; Acytosteliaceae
Exons: 2
Source: RefSeq, a predicted model, not a curated record